Arabis nemorensis is the source of this 1434-nucleotide messenger RNA. Lineage: Eukaryota; Viridiplantae; Streptophyta; Magnoliopsida; Brassicales; Brassicaceae. The record is from the annotation of a GenBank genome assembly.
AUGUGGUUUCUCUGUGUAUUCUAUCACAGACUGUUAGAUUUCAGGAAGCCAGAGGUUGAAGCUUUAGCUGAGCUAUUCGGAGAAGAGAUUGCAGAGAAUGAGUCUCUUCAAUGGCGACUUCCUCAACAUCACCAUAACGAUACUCCAUUCCAUUUUGUUCAACUUUCUUCUGAAGAAAUCGCCACUAACAUCGCCAAGAGAAGUAUUUUGGUUAAAGGAAUGUAUGAGCUUUGGGGUGAAGGAACUUGCUAUGAGGAGCUUGAAGAGUCCAUUAAAAGCUACCCUGAUUCUCGGAAGCUUCCAUUUCUCACUUCUGGUUCCACCUUUAGGAUCUCCGUUGAAACUUUUGGAAAGGCUAUGACUUUCGAGGAGCAGAAUGAUCGUAUUCGUUCGUUUACUUAUAUCCCGUUCGAGGGUAAGGUUGAUUUGAAAAACCCAGAUCACAACUUUUUUCUAAUGGAAAUGGAUGAAUCUGAAGAGAACAAUGGACUUCCACCUAUUGUGCAAAGAAGAAUCUUUUUUGGGAGGGAGGUUGGUUUUGCUGAUAGGAAGCUUUUACCGACAUUUCAGUUGAAAUCUCGGACUUACCUUGGCCCGACUGCUAUGGAUGCUGAAAUGGCUUUCUUAAUGGCUAAUCAAGCAAAAGCUACAUCGGGAAAACUUGUGUAUGAUCCUUUCGUAGGUACAGGGAGCAUUCUUGUUUCUGCUGCUCGGUUUGGCGCAAUGACAAUGGGUGCGGAUAUCGAUAUCAGAGUAGUGCGUGAUGGACGUGGUCCAGACUGUAAUGUCUGGAGCAAUUUCAAGCAGUAUGGACUACCUAUGCCAGUUGCUUUGCUUAGAAUGGAUAAUAAUCUUCCUCCUUGGCGUUCCGGGCUAAAGGAGAUCUUUGAUGCAAUUAUCUGUGAUCCACCUUAUGGUGUUCGAGCUUGUGGACGUAAAUCUGGUGGCCGCAAAAUCCUUAGAGGGACAGUAGAUCCUUACACUGUCCCUGAUGACAAAAGAACAGAUCACAUUCCAUCCACUGGUGCAUAUAGUCUAGUGGAGUGUGUUCAUGAUCUGCUUCACCUUGCUGCAAGAAUGCUGGUGAUGAAAGGCAGGCUCGUCUUUUUCUUCCCUGUUUUGAGAGAUGACAAUGGCGGCGAGGUUAAGUUUCCCGAGCAUCCGUGUUUCAAGUUGGUCGCUGUCUCUGAACAGAUCUUAAGCUCGCGGUACAGUCGGGUUUUGUUAACCAUGGUGAAAGUAGAGCCUUAUAGUGACGAAAUUGAAGAAGCUGCUCGUUUAAUGCAUUUAGAGUUUAGAAAGAAUCAUCUCAAGUGGUUAGAGGAUGGUAAUAUUCAUUCCUCUGUGUUUAAACCCAUUGAUUCUUCUCAGAUUCACACUGAUUCCAAAACCUUUAAAGAUCCAAAACCAAAGUAUAGAGGGAAGUAUGUGUAA